AUGAAGGACGAAACCCCAGGACAAACGCCUGAAGAUUCACGCGUCGAUGAUCAGAAAUCUGGAGCCAAUCAGACGGGCAAGGAUCGGAAAUGCCAGUACUGUGGCCAAGCAUUCACAUCAUCAUCAUUGGGUCGCCAUCUUGACCAGUUCCUGUUUAAGAAGAAGCCUGAUGGUGUUCACGAUGUAGAGGAAAUCCGUCGCAUUCGCAGUGGGAUCACACGACGACAGGCUCGCACCGGCUCAAGCAAGCGCGACGAUAGCCCUGAUAAUCUUCAGAAAAAGCCCUCGGUCGAUCCUUACACAACGGGAGAUUCCGCCUCCAAAUCACGCGAUGUUCCUCCACGCAUGAUGUUCAACACACCGACUUGGCAUGCCACCGGCGUCAUCAAUGAUAUUCCCAACCCGAGUCGCGUGCUGGACGGACCUCGACCCAUACAACCUCAAUCACGAUCAGGAUCCCUACAGCUACCCGAUUAUGCAAGCCGAGGUGCCGUCCCUAAUAAUCCGGAUACCAUUAAGGCGCUCGAGCUGGCGCUACAUGAGGUGCUUGACAAUAUUAAAGCUGCUACUUCUCGUUUCCGACCUCGGCUAUCUCCCUUUGAUUUCGAUAUCCAAACCCAGAGCUUCCCCUCUCUUUGCCUCCAACUCCUUCCUCCUCCUCCGACACUGUUCGGAACCCAGCCCUUCGCCUCGUCAAACAGCUUUCCUCUCCAACCGCCUGGUCAUGAGCACCUUGAUAACGUUCGCCAAGCACUCUCUCGUAAGAUUGGGCAAUGGAUGUCCGAUCAGCUUUCUGCGGACCCGAAAUCCCAUACAAAACAUGUGGGAACUACACCGGAUCAAAAAAUGAUCUGCCAAACAGCCCAACAGCAUGAAGAAAUUGCCGUGCGACAUCUGGAGCUAGCUUUCAGUCAUUGGAUCUCACUCAAUUUCGAAACCCGUCGCGAGCAGUGGCAGCUAGAAACAGCUCGCGCGUUUGUCCGCGAAGUCGAUUCCCGCAAGUCCGUGGAUGAGCAAUUGGCCCGAGUUCAGCAGGAAGCAAAUCAGUUACGAGCGCAAGUGGAACGCCUCGGCUCAUGUCAGUGGCCCCGGGAAUUCACACUCUUCCCUCCAGACAUUCUCCCGAUUUCCAGGGACGUGGCUCGAGAAUUGGAUGCAAAGGAAAGUCAGAUUAGUCCUGGUUCUGCACGAUGGGACUACGACAACGUGGUCGCGAAAUGGAAACGCGUUGUUAUGCAUGAUAAAGGCAUAGGUCGGAGUGGAGUAACUUAUGCUCCUAGCAAUUCGAUACUUGACUCGGACCCCAGCCAUCCUGACGCGCGACCUCCAAGACCAGGUGAAGACACCUCAUCUCACCCAAAUCGUCUCCGGCCUUUACAAUCGGCCAUGGCGAUGAGCCCAGAUGGAGGUGCCUCAACGCCGGCGUCCUCGGCAAAUUAUGCGUCUCCAUACUCCCAUGCAGAUCCCCGCAGUCCACCAGCUGGAAACAUUGGACCCCCACAGUCUAAGCGUCCCCGCUUGAUAAAUGGGUCAGACGGCCCAACUGCACCUACUUCCGACUCAGCUCCUUCCUCGGCUAAGCCUGUGGGUCCUUGGCCGCCUUCUUCCUCCACACCUAUACUCUCUAACCUGGCUGCGCCUUCGGGCCAAACACCACCUCCAUCUACCAGGGGAUGA
Molecule: messenger RNA, 1677 nt
Organism: Penicillium malachiteum
Lineage: Eukaryota; Fungi; Ascomycota; Eurotiomycetes; Eurotiales; Aspergillaceae
Exons: 2
Coding region: 1-1677 (558 amino acids)
Source: RefSeq, a predicted model, not a curated record